Molecule: messenger RNA, 2297 nt
Organism: Amaranthus tricolor (Joseph's coat)
Lineage: Eukaryota; Viridiplantae; Streptophyta; Magnoliopsida; Caryophyllales; Amaranthaceae
Product: probable CoA ligase CCL7
Exons: 6
Coding region: 308-1930 (540 amino acids)
Molecular function (GO): CoA-ligase activity
Source: RefSeq, a predicted model, not a curated record
UGGUUAUAAUUAUCAAACCAUAAUUCCAUCUCAUGUAAGAAUCUAUCUUAAAUACAAAAGUUUACCGCCUUACUAACUCCCGCGGAAGAAUGGCAUUUAUAUUAUUUAGUUUAAAGAUUUAAUUAUUACAUGCACGUGGUUGUCUCCCAACCUUACAUUCCCUAUUAUAAUCUGGACACGAAUCCAUCAUCCAUUAAGAUUUUGGACUCUUAAUCUUUACUCUAAUUACCCUUCAAUUAAUCUGUUCAAAAUUCCCAUUAUUUUCUCUCAAUUUUCUUUUUACUGAUCUUCAUAUCAAGCAGCAACAAUGGAGCGUUCUGGAUAUGGAAGAGAUGGGAUUUACAGAUCACUUAGGCCACCGUUAAUCAUGCCAUCUAAUCCAAAUCUUGAUAUGGUUUCAUUUCUCUUCCGAAACAUCCAUUCUUACCCUGAGCAACCUGCUUUGAUAGAUUCUAAUUCUGGGGAUAUCUUAAAUUUUUCCCAAUUAAAAUCCAUGGUCGCUAAGGUUUCUCAUGGAUUAACCCAACUGGGUAUUCAAAAAGGAGAUGUUAUUCUAAUGUUUGCCCCAAAUUCUGUUCAAUACCCAGUAACUUUUGUGGGUAUAAUCGCAAUUGGUGCUAUCGCAACUACCGUAAAUCCUCUUUAUACUGUUACUGAAAUCAAGAAACAAGUUCAAGAUUGUAACCCUAAAUUGAUCGUAACUGUCCCUGAAUUAUGGGAUAAAGUAAAGGGUUUAAACUUACCUGCUUUGAUUUUAGGAUUUAAGGAUAAUGGGUAUCUUGUUUCUAAUUCCAAAAUUGUUUAUUAUUCUGAUUUGAUUAAUGGGUCUUGUGUAGAUUUUCCAAAGGUUUUGAUCAAACAGAACGAUACUGCUGCAUUACUGUACUCAUCAGGUACAACUGGUUUAAGUAAAGGAGUAAUUCUAACUCAUGGGAACUUCAUUUCUGCUUCAUUAAUGAUAUCUAAUGAUCAAGAAUUUGAACGGGAUUUACAUGAAGUGUUUUUGGUUGUGAUUCCAAUGUUUCAUGUGUUUGGAUUGUCUGUGAUUUUGUAUGCCCAAUUGCAGAAAGGUAAUUGUGUUGUGUGUAUGCCGAAAUUCGAUUUCGAGAUGAUGUUGAAAGCUAUUGAGAAAUAUAGGGUUACUAGAUUGUGGGUUGUUCCUCCAAUUAUGCUUGGAUUGGCUAAACAGAGUGUUGUGAAGAAGUAUGAUCUUUCAUCUUUGAAACUAAUUGGAUCUGGUGCUGCACCUUUGGGGAAGGAGAUGAUGCAAGAGUGUUCUAAAAAUAUUCCUCAGGCUUUGAUUGUUCAGGGGUAUGGUAUGACCGAAACAUGUGGAGUUAUAUCAAUAGAACACCCAAGACUAGGGAGUCGACACUCUGGCUCAGCUGGAAUGCUGGUUUCCGGUAUUGAAGCUCAGAUAAUCAAAGUAGAUACAUUGAAGCCUCUUCCUCCUAAGCAAAUGGGUGAAAUAUGGGUUCGCGGGCCUAAUAUCAUGAAAGGUUACUACAAUAUUCCCCAAGCCACAAAGUCGACUAUCGAUGACCAAGGCUGGCUACAUACCGGAGAUCUUGGGUACUUUGACGAGGAAGGGCAACUUUAUGUUGUUGACAGACUCAAAGAGCUCAUCAAGUACAAGGGUUUUCAGGUUGCACCAGCAGAACUUGAAGCCGUUCUUCUUUCACAUCCAGAAAUACUUGAGGCUGCAGUGAUCCCCUUUCCUGAUGAUGAAGCGGGUGAAGUUCCAAUUGCAUUUGUCGUUAGAUCACCUAAAAGUGCCUUAACGGAAGACAAUAUCAGGAAGUUUGUCGCAGAUCAGGUUGCACCUUACAAGAGAUUAAGGAAGGUAACAUUUUUAAGCUCUAUCCCAAAAGCAGCUUCGGGAAAGCUUCUAAGACGCGAGCUUAUUGAAAAAACUCGAUCCAAGUUGUAAACUUGUAAAGAUGAACACUUUUGAUUUGCUGUUAAAGAGAUGGAAAGCACAAUCAGCUGGUGAUAACAUCAGUACCUAUGGUUGCUUAUUCUGUAUAUAGCUCUAUUUUUGUUUUCCUGGGUUAAAAAUAGACCUACCAAACGGUCAAAUAGACGGGUUGUGGGUCGGGUCAUGUAGGAUCUACUUAAAAUGAAUGGUGAUACUUGUUAUUCUAUCAGAAAGGCACUCAGCUGUUAUGUAGGAUCUUUUCAAGUUUUAUAAACAUAGUUGUUUGAUUAGUUUAGAAUACAUUUGUUUCAUAUCUUGCAAACAUAUAUUGAUUGUUGUAUGUAAACUGUUAAUCAGGAAAUAAAAAGCAUCUUACUGA